Molecule: messenger RNA, 915 nt
Organism: Colletotrichum aenigma
Lineage: Eukaryota; Fungi; Ascomycota; Sordariomycetes; Glomerellales; Glomerellaceae
Exons: 3
Coding region: 1-915 (304 amino acids)
Source: RefSeq, a predicted model, not a curated record
AUGAGCAGCGACGUCUUGGUAAUACAAGACCUACCUCAGCCAGACGCAGAAAGCGGCCCGCACGCGCACUCAAUUACAGCAGUCACUUCACCCGACGAUGAAGUGCAAGUCGACCCCGAUGGCGACCUUAUCCUCCGCGCAGGCGCGCAGACCGGCCUGGCGGAGCGCUCGUUCCGCGUAUGCGCCAGCGCGCUGAGGAGGUCCAGCCCCGUGUGGAAGAAGAUGCUCUUUGGGCCGUUCAAGGAGUCGAAGCCGGCGUUCGGGGUGUGGCAGGUCAGUCUGCCGGAGGACAACCCCGUCGCGCUGGGAAUCCUGUUGCACAUCGUGCACGCGAACUUUCCGCUUGUGCCGCACAAGCCGAGCUUGGAGGAGUUGUAUGAUGUGUUCCGGCUCGCGAACAAGUACGACAUGAUUACGACGUUGAAACCGUGGGCGGCGGCGUGGCUGGAGGUCGCGGAGAGCUUUGCGGGGACGACGGAUGGGAGGGACAUGGCUGCGUUGGCGUAUAUUGCUUGGGAGCUGGGGCAAGUGGACUUGCAGCGGAAGAUGAUGAAGGAGUUGGUGAUGAACUGUGCGCUUGAUGGAGAGGGGCGAAUGAUUACCCAUGACGGAGUUGUGUUGGAUGAAUUUGACCCCAUUGGGCCGCCAGGGCUGCUCGGAUACAUGCGAAAACACCAGCAGGAAAUAUCCAAGGCUCUGCCGCUACACCUCAACUCUGUGCUUAGGGAGCUGGCACACGGCCCCGGGUGCUGCGUCUCGAAAACAACCGACUUGGACGCAAAGUCGAACUGCAACGACGUUAUCCUUGGCAGCUUACUGAGGGCGAUGGCGAAUGCAAGGGGUUCGGUCACCUUGACCCUUACAGUCGACGAAGGUGAAAGCGCUGCCAAGUUGUCGACUUCGAUUAAAGAAUAA